Molecule: messenger RNA, 3973 nt
Organism: Myxocyprinus asiaticus (Chinese sucker)
Lineage: Eukaryota; Metazoa; Chordata; Actinopteri; Cypriniformes; Catostomidae
Product: ADP-ribosylation factor-like protein 8A
Exons: 7
Coding region: 113-673 (186 amino acids)
Biological process (GO): protein transport; anterograde axonal transport
Cellular component (GO): lysosomal membrane
Molecular function (GO): GTP binding; GTPase activity
Source: RefSeq, a predicted model, not a curated record
GAUCAGCUGUGCAUAGAUGUGAAACCCCACCCAAUGAGGAAGGACGAGCCGUGAAGAGCAGAUCCCGGACCGCAACAGCACGAACCUGCACCCAAACCGAGCGCCGUUCAUCAUGAUCGCGUUAUUUAACAAGCUGCUGGACUGGUUCAAAGCGUUAUUCUGGAAGGAGGAGAUGGAGCUGACGCUGGUCGGCCUGCAGUACUCGGGAAAAACCACAUUCGUCAACGUGAUUGCGUCAGGUCAGUUCAGUGAGGAUAUGAUCCCUACGGUCGGCUUCAACAUGCGUAAAAUCACCAAGGGUAACGUCACCAUCAAGUUGUGGGAUAUCGGAGGACAGCCGCGCUUCAGGAGUAUGUGGGAGCGGUACUGUCGAGGAGUUAGCGCUAUAGUGUAUAUGGUUGAUGCGGCCGACCCAGAGAAGAUCGAGGCGUCCAAGAAUGAACUCCACAACUUGUUAGAUAAACCACAGCUACAGGGUAUUCCUGUUCUUGUUUUGGGCAAUAAGCGAGAUCUUUCCGGAGCUCUGGACGAGAAGGAACUAAUCGAGAGAAUGAAUCUGUCGGCCAUUCAGGACAGAGAGAUCUGCUGUUACUCCAUUUCCUGUAAGGAGAAGGACAACAUUGACAUCACACUACAGUGGCUGAUCCAACACUCACGAACCAGGCGGAGCUGAGGAGGCGGCGGCGGCGGCGUCUGAUUGGAGGAACAGCAUCACGUGAUCAACUGUAUUUUAGGCGCUCUUGAUUUGAUUCUAAACAAACAUCCGCUCCUCCCUCUGUUCUUACAAACUAAGAGAUAUUAUUAUUUACGUCAUUUGAAGUUUUUUUACAGUUCAUCAUUAAGUGUGAAUGUGUUUUGAUCGAUGCGUGAUGCGUGACACAUGGCGUUUUAUUUACACAAUUCGUUUGGCGUGUUUGCUCAGAGAUCACGUCCAGUCAGUCAGACGGUUUGUCUCCUGACGCUCCUCUAUCAGAACAAACGCUCUGAGUGUGGUUUAGGGUGUUUUGGUGCGUUAAGUGUUUUCUUUGUGAAUGAGCGAAGUGAAGCGACAUCAUGGUCACAUGACUUGUAGCAUUAAAAAGUACUCUGUAAUUUUAUCUGAGUUUCACACGCACCGCCGAAUGACAACGGUGGGUUGUCAUAGUAACCAUUCCCAUGAUGUCGGCUGCAUAUGUUGAGCUUUAGGAAGGUCAGUUUUGAAUGCAUCAGUGGUCAGUGUUUUGACAAACUUUAUUUGCAUUGGACUGAUUUGAUCCCUGACGAGAUGCAAUACAGUAACCGUAUCAGAUGCUGCUUUCCGUUUAUUACUACACUCACAAUUCAUUCAAGCACAUGAAUUUGUAUCUUUGCGACAGUUGUUGGGUCUUCGAGAACGUUCGUCUUUUGUCUCAGUCGGCCCUGCAGAUGUACCACUGACUCAAAAGUCACGCAACAGUUUCGUGUUCAGUGUGGACAGGCAAAAUCGCAUGUCAUCGGAAACUUGUUGCAUCGCAUCUGGACACUGUGUUAUGUUAACAUGGGUUUAUUCAUUAAAAACGGCAGAUAUGAGUGUUUCAUCAGAACGGUUUUGAGUUCGUCUCAGUUAUCGCUGAAGUUUGUUCAUAUUUUGAGAGGCAGACAUCUUAUUAGUUUACUUGCUUAAUUGUUUCGUUUACAGCCAAUUUCGUUUUGUCGCAUGUGUGGACGUUUUUGGCCUCUGUUGGAUAAUGUAUAUGUACAUUUUAUUUUCGCCGUGCUUUUACGGUUUAUUUUUUAGUGUUUUUGAACUGGAUUGUGUAAAUAGCAACUUAAACCAAAAGAAAUCGCUACGGUGUUUGUCCAAUUGUGAUUAGCGUCCUAUAAUGAUGAUGAUAAUAAUAUUAAUAAUAAUGAAAGUCCCACUCAUAUUCACAGCAAUCUGAACAAACGGAUUGUGUGUGUAUGUGCGUGAAUGUGUGAGUGAUUGUAUUUGUGUGCAUGAAACAUGCUGUCAUGUAGACUAGAAAAACAAUUACUUUUUAAACCGCAGUUUUGUUUCUGUUGAUUUUUGUUACUCGUGAUAAUUUUGUAUUCAACUGUUUAUUCACUAAUGUUACAGGUUUUAUUUCUGUGUACAGUGUUACAGGUUACAGUAGGUGUUUAAACCUCGUCUACGCUAAAAGUGACGUGAAGCAAUGCAACAAAUCGACACUAAUCGCAAGUGUGUGGCUAUCUUCGUUGAUUUUACGAAAUUAACAAAAUUAAGUUACGUCUCAAAGUUUACUUUUACAUAAAGUUGUUUACGAAUUGAAUAUGGUUGCCAUGGUAAAUUUCUGUAAAAAUUGAAUGCAGGUUGUUUACGAAGUAAAAAAAACAAACAAAUUAACAGAUUUUUUACCCCCGCAAAGUUAACAGAAAGUUUUGUAACAAAGUCGUUGAGCAAAAUCUCUUACGCUUGAAUUAUAACUAAGUCAUCAAGUCACACACCGAAAUCGACAUUGACGUAACAAAAUGUUUAAACUUGCUUAACAGAUGAUUUGUUGAUUACAUUUAGUUGAUUCUUACAUAAAAGUUAAGUAACAAAGUCGACUUUGUUUAGCGAAGUCUCUCGCGUUGCAUUAUAACUAAGUCAAUGUCAUAAAAUCGCAUACCGAAAUAAACUUCAACAUAAUUUACAAACUUGCGUAACGAGUCGAUUUUUUUUGGUUACAUUUUGUUGAACGUUACAGAAAAGUUGUGUAACAAGAUAAACUUAGUUAUAAUGCAAGCACGAGAUACUUCGCUAAACAAAGUCAACGUCACAAAGUCGCAUACCAAAAUCAACUUUGAUGUAAUUUACAAACUUGCAUAAUGGAGUAAAUUUUUUUUGGUUACGUUUUGUUGAACGUUACAGAAAAGUUACGUAACAAGAAACUUUGUUUAGCGAAGUAUCUCGCGCUUGCAUUAUAACUAAGUCAAUGUCACAAAGUCGCAUACCGAAAUAAACUUCAACAUAAUUUACAAACUUGCGUAACGGAGUCAAUUUUUUUUGGUUACGUUUUGUUGAACGGUACAGAAAAGUUGUGUAACAAGAUAAACUUAGUUAUAAUGCAAGCACGAGAUACUUCGCUAAACAAAGUCAACGUCAUAAAAGUCGCAUACCGAAAUCAACUUUGACGUAAUUUACAAACUUGCGUAAUGGAGUCGAUUUUUUUUGGUUACAUUUUGUUGAACGUUACAGAAAAGUUACGUAACAAGAUAAAGUUUGUUUAGCGAAGUAUCUUGCGCUUGCAUUAUAACUAAGUCAACGUCACAAAGUCUCAUCGAAAUCAACUUUGACAUAAAAUGUAUGUACUUGCAUGAAGACGAUAACGAAGUUAUCUGCGACAUAACAGUCAUGUACCAAGUCAAUGUAAGAAAGUCGAAUUGAUUUUAACGAAGUUGUGUGCUUGCAGUAUAGACAACUUUGUUGUUCUACUGUAGUUUUGUCGCGUUGCAUCACUCGCUUGUAGCAUAGACACAAUAUUACACUCUGAUCUCUGAACGGUACAUUACUAGCGUUGUGAAACACAAACUACAACUUCAUGAUGUUUUUAUGUUUUUGUUCAUUUGAUUUUUUUUAUUUUUUUAUUAAGUGGCCAUAAUGUUUAUUAUAAAUUGCUAUUGUUUUAAUUGUUUGUAGCAGUGUUGUUGAUUUUCUUUGCUUGGGGAAUAAGGUAAUAUUACUCUUGCGUCCCCCUGCAUGACUCAUUAUGGGAUGGAACAGGUUUCCAUAAUAACUGUAUAAUGAAACUGAAGUUAAUCAACGAGUGAAGACCGAGCCCAAUAAUGUUCAUUACAGAACGUGUUGUCCUCUUUAUAUUUAUCAGAAAGUAACUUUUUAAAGAGGUUGACAUAAGUGUUUCUAUAGAAGACUUGUUAAUUUACAUUUUUCAUUUGAAAUCUUUUUAUUCUCGUCUUGGCGGUGAUAACUGUACAUGUUAUUAUUGUUAAUUACAGAUUAUUUAAAAAUAAAAAUUAAAUGAUUUCCCUCUCA